Molecule: messenger RNA, 1094 nt
Organism: Limulus polyphemus (Atlantic horseshoe crab)
Lineage: Eukaryota; Metazoa; Arthropoda; Merostomata; Xiphosura; Limulidae
Product: zinc finger protein 530-like
Exons: 2
Coding region: 524-952 (142 amino acids)
Source: RefSeq, a predicted model, not a curated record
AUACUUAAUUAACUAUACUCAUUACCAAGUUGACUCCUGGUGGCUCAGCAGUAAGUCUAAGGACUUCGAAUUGGUAAUAAUUGGGGUUUGAUACCCAUGGUAGACAUAGCACAGGUAGCCCAUUGUAUAGCUUUGUGCAUAUUAACAAAAUAAACAUUACCAGAUUGAUUUUUAGUUUUGAUCUAAGUAGCUAGCUUGCUCUGAUCAGAAUUUAAUUAUAUUUAACUGCAUAUUUCAGGUGUCUUAGCAUGUAAACCAAAAAAGGUGUUGUCAUUACAGUAUUUUUUCAGGUUGAUGUGGAAAAUAUCUUAAUGUUAAUUUAAAGCAUAUCUGGGAUAUUAUUAUAAUGCCUGUUGUAAUUUAUUUACCUACGUUAUAAAUCUGUAUAGUUUUGUUUUGUAUAAAUGAACAGUUUAGGUUUAAGUUACUAGAGUCUGAGUGUGUACAGGCUGUCAUUAUCUUAUCUCUUGUAGGAAGGAAAUGGAAAAAGACUCAGUGCCCUAUAUGUGGGAAAAGAUUUACUAUGACAGGAAACAUGCAUCGCCACAGAAGGGCCCAUCUGUAUGAAACAGUAAAGUUUAGCUGUGUUUUGUGUCAGAGAUCUUACGUUAGAAAACAUGAUUUAUUACGACAUGUACAGAGGAAACACUCCGAGGACUGGAAAUUGUGUCUAGAUUCUUCUCAUAGAAACCAGCUUCCUUUCUCAAAUUGUGAAGUUGGAGAAGAUGACAUUCGUAAUCCUUGGCAUUUGCUUCAUACGUUUGGCCCCUAUCCUGCACUUGGAGAACAUGUUCCUCAGCGCUGCACACCUAGACGGUGUGUUGUGUGUGGGAAACAGAAAAUCCAGAGGAGGAGCAGAAUCCAGUGUCGAAAGUGUGGCGUUGCAUUUUGUAUGGACAAUAAGAAAAACUGUUUCAUUGACUUCCAUAUGAAUAUGAUUCACAGUAAAUGAAACAAUAACAGUUUGAUGUUUAUUUAGGUAACUUGUAAACAUACUGUACAUAGGUUUUUUUAAUCUCUCUUCAGACAUGUAUGAAAGAUUUUAUGCUAUUGUAAUUAGUAAUGACAAUAAAUGCCAACUUUUAUUUCCAACA